Messenger RNA from Condylostylus longicornis, 3776 nucleotides. RefSeq lists its product as uncharacterized. The record is from RefSeq and is a predicted model, not a curated record. Gene Ontology annotation, cellular component: nucleus. Lineage: Eukaryota; Metazoa; Arthropoda; Insecta; Diptera; Dolichopodidae. The transcript has 6 exons. Bases 293 to 3148 code for a protein of 951 amino acids.
CUCAGUUUUGUUUUGAACUUAAAGCGACGCGUUAGUAUUUAAAUUUAAAGUAAAAAUAAUUAUUAAAAAUAAAAUUUACUACGCACGUAUUUACAUAUAUAUAAAAACAGUAAUACUUACUUAUAUAAAUUAUAAAAGCCUGUUUGAAAGCUUUAAAUACAUGUAGCAAUAUCAUUUUGUUAACCAAUCAUAAUAAACUAUCCAACGUCAACUUUAAACAUAAGCUUUGAGUUUAGCCAUAAACUUCAAUAAUGUACAUUGUAUAUAAAGAUGCCUGUGCUUUAGCUCACGGAUGCAAUAUUAUUUUGGAAUUUUUGGAAAUUUUUUAAAUCAUGAUUUAAUUUUGGGGUUUAUUUUGAAAAGAAGUAAUUCACCAAAUAUGUUGCGAAAGAGACAAAUUACUGAUCAAUUGACUAAUAAAAUUCCAGUUGUUCAACUUGCUGAAAUUUUAAUAAAAAACAUUAUGGGAGGGCAACAAAGUCAACCAGAAUUCAAAACAAUAUUAACGGAAGAACGUAAAGAACAGAAAAGAGAAAAUGAUAUGAUAAGAGAACAAGUGUCUGCAAUUGAGAAGCAAUUGAAAGAACAAAAUGAAAAUGAAAAAGAAUUAUUAAAUCAAUGGAAACAAGAGAUGGAUGAAAAAUCUAAGUCUCAAAGGCAAAAAAUAAAGGAAGAAUUCGAAAGACUUGAUCAAAAUAAUACAGAACAUAAUGCGCAUGUGAAAAGAAAAUUCGAAUUGGAGAAAGCGCAUCUUUGUGAAGAGAAAAAACUAAUGGAAAGGAGUAUCGAAAAUGAAGUUGAAAAGCUACAAAAGAAAAAAGAAGGACUUGAAGAACAACUUAUGGAAACGCAGAAUGAAAUUGAAGAAAGAAGCAAAAUUGAAAAUAAAAUAUUAAAUGAAAAUAUUUUGGAACUUGACACUGAAAUUCAAAAAGCAAAAUCAAGUUUAAAACAACAAGAAGAAAAACUUCAAAAAGACAACCUUAAAAACCAAGAGUUGCUUACCAAACGAUUUGAAACUGAAUUAAGCAUUUUAACUGAGAGAGGCAAAAUAUAUGAAAAAUCAUAUGAGAACAAAAUUAAACAAUUGGAGGUUAAACGAAAUCAAAUGGAUAAACAAUACGAAGAGGAUAAAGCAGAAAUGAUUGAAAGGCAAAAUUAUAUUGAAAAACGGAAUGAAUUAAAAAUACGUACUUUAUUUGAAAUACUCGCGAAACAAAGUUGUAUACAAAAAAAUCCAAAUGCAACAUACAAUAUUGCAUAUAAAACAAAUACGCCAGCUUUGAAAGAAGAAUUUCCGUCAACAUCAAUAUCAAUUCCAAAGGAAAUAGCUUAUAAUGAAAAUGUUGGAGCAAUUGAAGACACAGAAGUUGUAGAUUGGAAAGUUGCUCUAAAUAAUUUGCCAGUACCAAUUGCGGAUGAAAACUUCAGAGAAUUAGGUGAAAAAAUAUUGAAAUUAAACGAAAAUCAAAAAGAAGAACUGAAUAAUGAAAUUCAUGAACUUUUGGAAAAGUGUGGGCUAACUGCAAAUGAUCCAGACGCGAAAGUUAUUGCUAUAAGAGUAACACAAACCUUCUUGAAAAAAUUACAAAAUUCUUCUAAUAAUAAAUGUGUAUAUGUGUUUUUAUUUCUAAGUACAAUUGGAAGGAGAAUGAUGCCUGGAAUUAAAAAGGAGAAUAAAUGUCUUGAAAAUGAUGCGGAAUCUUGUAUUAAAGUAGAACCACUAGACGACUCUCAAAGUGCUUUACUAAGUACAAAUGACAGUGAAAAUUUUGAAAAAACUAAUUUAGCAAAUAGUGGAAGCAUUUUGAAUGAUGCAUUGGAAGGUAGCGACAAUGAAUUCACUAAAAAUACAAUCAAUUAUAAAAAGUCAAAUCAUAAAGGAAAAAUAUACUAUUCUAUAAGAAUGCAAAAGUUUUUAUUAAUAUGUUCAGGCUGUAACAGCAAAUUUUACGAUUCAAAAAAAUUUCUUUUGCAUAUAUGUGAUGCAGAAAUUAUUGCACAAGCACGGAAAAGUUUGGAAGAAAGUAUAGUUGCAGAUACAGCUACUUUAAAGUUAGGUGAUGAUAACUUAUGGCACUGUCGUAUAUGUGAUAAAACAUUUGAUCGUAAAAAUACUCUAAGAAAGCAUGAACAAGCUCAUGUUAUGAACUAUCCAUGUGAGAUAUGUACUAAAAUAUUCAAAUCUCCGUCAAAUUUGCGCGAACAUAUGAAUACUCAUACUGGAGAACGUCCAUUUAAAUGUCAUUUAUGUGAAGCAGCUUUUACAAGAAAGUGGGCAUUAACAUCACACGUUCGUGGCCACUUAGGUGAUAAGCGUUAUCCUUGUAAUUAUUGCGAGAAGAAAUUUUUGAAGGGCCCUCAGCUUAAGGUACACAUCAGAAUGGUUCAUACUAAAGAAAAACCUUGUCAGUGCGAAUUAUGUGGAGCUCAUUUUUACUCGACUACAUUGCUAAAUGAGCAUAAAAAGCGCCAUGGAAAUAUACGGAAUUACAAAUGCGAACAAUGCGGGAAAAGUUUUUAUGAUAAAAAACAAUUAACAAAGCACUAUAUAUCACAUUCUGAUGAAAGACCAUUUAAAUGUAAAAUAUGUGAUAUGGCUUUUCAAAGGGAAGGCACAUUGAAAGCUCACACAAAAGUUCAUACAGGUGUUAAAGAUUACAUUUGCCAACUAUGUGGGCGUGGCUUUGCUGAAAAUUAUAAUUUAACAAAACAUUUAAGAAGUCAUGCCAAUGGCAAAAUAAAAAUAAAAGAUCCGAAUAACGUUGAUUUACCAAAAGAACCAAAAAAAAAAGGUAGGAAACCAAAAAAUAUAAGGGAAGAAGAAGAACAGGAACAAGAACAAGAAGAGGAUGAGGAAAUACAACAAGAUCAUGACGAUGAAACAUGGUCACAAAGUGAAAUGCAGCAUAUACAACAACGACCUAUUGUAAUUAAUGUUGAACAUGGAAUUAAACCAAUUAAAGUUACUGACAACAAAACAUGCUUUAUUAUAACUCAGUCAGAUAGUGCUGCCUUGAAUUCCAUAACAAAUAAUGUAGAAACAAAUGAAAGUGUUGUUAAUCCUGUAUCACAUCCAGUUUUUGGGAACACCAACAUGCUUAAUAUUCCAAACCUAUUUUUGCAAAUUCCGCAUUUGCCAAAUUGAUUAAAACAUUGCCGAUACAGUCCCUUUAAUUUGGAAACAAUGCUUGCAUUAAAAUAAAUUUAAUUAUAAAAAACCAAAUUGCAUUAAAAUGUUUGCAUGUAUACUAUAAAAAUCUAUAAUGUUUUUUGCAAAAUUAAUUAAUGUCUUUUUACAAAAUUUCAUACAUAGAAAUCUUACAGUCGCUGCAAGAUCGUUUUCACUUGUAUUUUUUUAUCGAAUUUUUUUAUUCAUUAAAAGAAUUAAUAAAAUAAAAAUUAGCAACAUACAACGAGCUUUAAUUAUGAUUUUUAAAAUUGGAAAUUAAACCAUUCGGGGGAAACAAACUUUAAUUGGAAAAUUGAAAGAGCUAUUGUAUUUGUUUUGUAUCUAUUAGUUUCUCAAGGCUGGUACGGAAGAUAGGUAAAAAACAACAAAUGAACUCGAAUGUUUUUUUUUGUUUGUACUUAUUCUAUCACCUUGCUUUAGGGAUACAAAGGUGUAUUGGGUAAUUAACAUUGUAUUGAGAAAACCCUGUCCAUGACAUGUAUAUGUGAAUAUCCUAUUUUUUUACGUUAUUCACAUUACAUAAUGUUAUUUUAUAUUUAAUUUAUUUUAUAAAUCAGUUAUACGCAAAUAAAAAAAUUUAACA